This is a messenger RNA of Oppia nitens, 2173 nucleotides long. RefSeq lists its product as uncharacterized. Gene Ontology annotation, biological process: microtubule-based process. The coding region runs from base 88 to 2148 and encodes 686 amino acids. The transcript has 4 exons. The record is from RefSeq and is a predicted model, not a curated record. Gene Ontology annotation, cellular component: dynein complex. NCBI's taxonomy places the organism in Eukaryota, Metazoa, Arthropoda, Arachnida, Sarcoptiformes, Oppiidae.
GAUCAGUUUGUGUGUAUAGUUAUGGCAGAUAUUAAACGGCAAUCAUGAAUUUGGAUAAAGAAAUGUAUCCGGAAAUGAAUUUUUUUGAUGAAUACCGCGGAAAGUGAUGUCAAGUUUGUCAUCAAUGGUGAAACAGUUCCGGCAAUCAAAGCGAUGUUACGUUUGAAAAGUGUGAUAUUUAGUGUCCAGUUUUCGGGCAAUUGGCGCGACUCGGAGGACACAUUUAAUGCAACCGUACAGCGAAAGUAUAGCCAAAACUUCGGCGGUACCGUCGGCUCCAACUCCCAGUUCCCGUCCCAGUCAUCGUCGGCGGUAUCGUUGUCACCGAACGGUCCAUCGCUGGUCAUAUUUAGCGAACUACGGGAAGAGUACUCGCUCUGGGAUGACCAGUACAUACCGUGCCGUUUCUAUGUUGAUCCGACAUUGAAUAUCAUUGCCGAUAAGGUUGGCCUCUAUCCGAUGGGUUGGACGGAUCGGGAACGUGAUUCGGCUCUCAUGAAAAUGGUAUUCAAUGAGUCAACGGUUGAUGAGUUUGACGAACGAACAGUUUGUUUCCCGAUUAAAGACAUACCGACUGCACCACUGAUGGACAGUUCACUGGCCAGUAUUGGCGGCGGUGAUAAUGGCCAACAACAACAGCCGUCAGCGGCGGCGACGUACUAUCAGUUUUGCUAUUUUCAUCCGUUCGGAGCCUAUACUCGGUAUCAGUUGUGCGGCCGAUCGCCGCCGUUCCGUAUCAUAACCUAUCGCCAGAGUAGUAGUAGUCGCCAUAGUAAUGACCGUAGUGUCCGGCCUCGAUCGAUGCCAGUGCCCGGCGGCCUGACAUCGACGCCCAGGGCUGCCACUGGCCCUGCCGUUGCGUUUGCGGCCAACUAUGUCCAGCCGAGUGCACCGAAUCUAUCGAAACUCUAUCCAAAUCUAAUCGAUAUUAGUCUGAAUCAAACGAUACCGAAAUCGACAGCUGCUAUGAUGGACAGCCUAUCCGAUCAUUGGGACAUCGAUCUGAGCACUGGUAGUAGUAAUAAGGAAAACAACCAUCAGAUCAUCAGCGAUGCGGAUACGGCAGUCAAACUGCUCGAGUAUCGGCUGGAGGCCAAAGACCGGCAGUUACGUGAACUCAAGCACAGCUACGAACAACAAAUGCUAGUAAAAGAUACCGAAUUGGAAACAUUGACCGCACGGCUGACGAUGACUGACCAACAGCUGGAGUCUAUGGACUGUGAACUGCGACUGAAAUACCGGACCGACCAGAAUGUCGAGAAAAUGCAAUCAGAUUUGUUGGAAACGAUUCGUUUGGCCGAAGCUAAGAGCCGAUCGCUGGAUGAACUGGUGGCCAGUAGGGACCGGGAGGUCAAUCAAUUGCGUCAAAAGUGUUCAUCUCAGGAGAAAAUCAUCGACAAUAUGAAGCAUAAGCUUAGGAUCAGUAGGUCAGAGCUGGAUCUAUACGAAAGUCAGGCCAUCGAUAACUUUGGCUCAAGUGUACUGAACGAGCCGUACGGUUCACCCGAUCAGGAGAUCAGUCUAUUGAGAGACAAACUACAGGAAGUACAGCAAGACUUUGUUAACGUCAAAGCUGUCAACGAAAGUCUUCGGCGAAAAUUGCAAUCAAUGGACACCAGACGUGGACUAACCGAACGGGAACUGGAGGUCGUCAGGCAGUCAACCGAUGAUCUAAGGGAACGAUUGGAUCAUAUGAUUGAAGAGAAGUUGGAGGAAAAGUCGACUACUGAUGAAGAUAUGCGCCAAUAUAUGGCUAAAGAUUAUCAUAGAUCACCGAUAGCUGGUCUACAGCAGCAGCAGCAGCACCGGGAGGUCAUCAAUGGAGUCGAUAGGAGACAGUUGUUUAACAAUAACAACAACACUACUACUACUACUGCCGGCAAUAUUAUCACUAUUAAUGUCAACGAAAUGAUUGCCGAUAUGAAACAGUUGGCCAUCGAUAAGCUAAUGCAAGCGCUGGCCGUUUGCAACGAUUUCAAGUCGAUGGCCGAUACGGUGGCCGCGGCAAUGGACAGCCGCUACGAGGCCGGUUGGAAUUGUUUUGUCGGUGGCGACAGUUUUUCGCAUAAUCCACUGUUGCACGUGUUUGGCACGUAUUUGUCGUUUACGGUCAACGAUGUCAAGUGUGUUGUCUAUCGUAUUGAAUGACUGGACGGACCGACACUUAAUUAAU